CCGCCCGAUGACCAAUUGAGGUGAAAGAAUCACGCUCAUUUUUUUGUCACUGUACGAUCGAGACAGUUUCUUCUCACUUCGCAUAUAUGGAAAGUGGACACAAUUACACCCUACUUUGCAUGCCACAACUGUGAUGGAUAAAAAGUGCGUAUUUAAAGUGAUGAAGUGUUUCUCAACAUUAAAAUAAUAACAGUGGUGAGGCGCGAGGUAUGAAAAAAAAGUGAAGCAAUAUUCUUGUAUUUUCUCUCUCAAUUGAGAGAAUUGUAAGGCAACAUCGAAGAAGAAUAAAUUGCAUCAGUUUCUCUUGUGUUGUGUGUGGAUAUAGAAACUCCUCGGUGUAAUUACACGCAUUGCAUUGGAGGUGGAUUCUUCUCAUAUAUGGAAUUUAUGCUGCGGCUCACUCGUGUCUCUGUGAAGAAGGCAUUUCUCAGCAUCGAAUUGUGCUCAGGCUGUAUUGAACAAUUAAAGUAAAGGAGGUGUGCAAUUCGCUGUUUAAAGCCGCGUGAGUGCAUUGAAAUUGCAAGUGCAAGAACAAGAGGGGGGCAUUUCCCGAGUGAGAGGAUCCGCGAAAAGAUGUAGCCGCGCGGAGACAUCCAUGCCGAAGAAGGUCCAAUUAAAUGCGAUACACAGGAUUACGGCGCCAGCAUGCAAUCUGUCUUUUUGUCAGCACCGCUGAUCCUGCUGCUGAUUGUCCUCAGUGAAGGAGCCGCCACCGCACCAUCGCCAAUUAAUCCGGCCACCAAUUGCAGCGCUCCCGAUGGCCAGGCAGUGCGUGCAAAUUGCACCUCCGAUCACGCAGCAGCACAACCGCGGCGGAUCAGCGUGGAUCGUGACAACAAGCUCAUGUCGGUGCUGGCGGCUCGGCGGAGUGCUCUAGCGCGCGACAGGGGGCGCCACGUGACUUCCCGCCAAGUCUCCACACUCUCCAACGAGCCGGUGCGCGAGUGCGAGCGCAACUGCACCAGAAGCUUCACCGUUCAGCCCUCGCCGGAGUGCAUGAGGCGGUGUGCGUCCCUCAGAGGGGCGGCCGUGCGGCGGCCGGCGUCCUCGCGGGAGGAGGAGAACAUCUCGGAGUCCAACACGAUCGUCAAUGGCCGAGAUGAGUUGCUGCAGACGGAAGAGUCUGCCCAUGGCAUGACAAUCAUCCACACCAGUCGCGAGCUGGAGUCCUUCAGAAAUGUGUCCAAGAGUGGCAGCAACAAUUCCCUGGACAUCGAGCUGAAGGCGGCGGCAAACUCGUCGAAGAAGGAUGUUGCGACGCCGACGAAACCCACGCGAUCCUAUGUGGACAUCAGGAGCAAAAGACUCGAGGCCGCGAAGCAGCGGCAGAAGACUUCAACGGACAAGUCCGUUGAGGAGGGCGAUUUGAUUCCUUACUUCUUCUUCGGCCAGAAAAUCACGGCCACGAAGAUCACGGAGACCAAGAACCAAGUGAUCACCACCAAGAGGUCACCCUACUUCGCCAGUGGAAGCACCAAGCAAUCCCUGAAGGCCAAAGACGACGAGGAUGAGAUCAUGGAAGUGUCAGCGCCAAAGACAUCCACAACGGAGAAGAGCAAGUUCUGGCAACACAGUAGGCUCUACUAUCCCACGAGGAAUAUCGUGGCGUUCAACAGACGAGGCCUCAACAUGUCAGGCUUCGGCAGUCCCAAGCCCAACACCUCAACCGACGCCAGCACUUCCAGGGACCUGGUAGAUGCGCCACUGGACGUAAUUCACAUUCCUGAGAACAACAGCAGUGCUAAAUUGGUGACUCUGAGGAGCACAGAUGCGGCUCCCACGCCCUAUGACAUAGAAAAGGCUCAUCCGAACCUCCACGGGAUCAUCCUCGAGGUUCCCCCGUCGUCCCUGCCAGCUCUGGACAUUCACUCGCUGAAUCCUCCGUCGUCAGCCUUCAGCGAUAAGGACAUCAAUCUUGUGAUAUUCACGAAGCAGAAGCCGCCCGAUAGCAAUCCUUCCCCGUCUGAGGUCGCUCCAGUGAUAAAUGGGAGUGAAAUCCUGACGAUUAAUCAUGAUCUGGCUCCUGAGCCAACAACGGAAGCUGCUGAGAUUCCCAAAACCAGCGCAGAAGAAGAAACGCCUUCGACUUCUCAAAUUGUCACAACAACUACCGUCUCAACAACCCCAUCGACGACAUCGUCAACUUCCACAACCACGCCAGUAUCAACCACAACUACUCCCAAUCCUCCUUCCUUGACGCCUCCGGAGAGCGCAGAGGAGGACACUAACACCAGGGCUUACUCCAUUGUGCCUGGAAUCAAGGCGAUCUUCCCCAACAUUUCCACCGCGGCUUCCUUGCCACCGGACAAUGAGGAGUCCAUCAGGCUGCCGAUCGCUUCAAGCACCAGUAAAAGUGUCAGUAAAACAACAUUCUCGACUUCCGUGAGAUCAACGAGUGUUCCUACAACAUCCAGCUCGACGCCCAGCACCACUGAAGAAGACGUGUCAACUCCUCUGGCCAGCUCACAGGCUUCUGAAGAUUCAACCACGCCAAAGACCAUCAACAUUUCCGAUCCCAUUCUUCCAGCCUCCUUCAACAUCUCCUCCAUCUUUCCCACCUUCCCGCCGAUGAGUGUGCCCAAGGGGAAUGUCUCAGCCACGAAGAAGUCUCCAACGAGCCUGGAUGGCGUUCUGCUGCGACGCAACGGCGACGUCACUAUAGAGAUGCACAGGAUGAACAUGGCAGCGUACGUUUUGGCGGGAUUGGGAAUGUUCCCCAUCGCCAUCAUCAUUGUCUAUGUGGUGCGGACGGUGAUCUUUAAGCGAGAAGCCAAGCAGUCCAGUGAUCUUGAGAGGUACAUGAAUGACGGCCAGCCCAUCAGUCCUGUGGUGAAGAUGGAAGAUUCCUCCGGGGAGGAGUCCAUCAUGACAGAGCGGGACUUCAAUCGCAACAACCUGAGAUUCAAGAGUCUGCUAGGCGAGGGCAACUUCGGCCAGGUGUGGAAGGCGGAGGCGGACGAUCUGGCUGGCCAUCUGGGCACCACCAGAAUCGUCGCGGUGAAGACUGAGAGGACGGAGAAUGGCUGCGGUGGCCUCAAGAUGGAAGCCGACAUAAUGCGGAAGCUGGGUAGUCAUCCGAAUGUAGUCACUCUUCUCGGUGCUUGUAUAGAUCAAGAACCUCAUCUUCUCAUCAUGGAAUUCGCCAUGAGAGGACGAUUGCUCUCUCUUUUGCGUGCUGCCAGGAGUGCUGUGCAUUCUGUUCCCCAGUCAACGCCCAGCACAACUAAGACUGCCGCCAUCCCACUGUCGCCCAGAAGGCUGUCCGGAUUCGCUCAUGACAUCGCCAGAGGAAUGGAAUACAUCGCCAGCAAGAGGAUUGUCCAUCGCGAUUUGGCGGCUCGCAAUGUGCUUCUGGAUCACAAUGGAGUGUGCAAAAUUUGCGACUUUGGCAUGUCUCUGGACGUGGAGAAAUCCAAGCGGAUUCACACUCUGUAUUCCCGGAAGUCACACCUCAGGAGAUCGCACAGUCGUUGUGGAGAGUCGCGAUUCAGAUUCCAGCCCUUCUCAACUCUGGACACGAAGUUCGGCGUGUGUCGCAGUGAGAGUCAGACCUGCGGAACGAAGGUCAGACCCGCCUUGCCCAUCAGAUGGAUGGCUCCGGAGGCGCUGCAGUAUCACAUCUUCUCCGCGGAGACCGACGUGUGGGCCUUUGGGAUCGUCCUGUGGGAAAUUGCGACGCUCGGAUGCACUCCCUAUCCUAAUCUGUCCGGUCGCGAGGUGGUGCGGAGUGUUCCUGCGGGCAUCAGGCCGGAAAUCCCACCAGACUGUCGCCCUGAGCUGUAUCACUUGAUGACCAAGACUUGGCGCAAGGAUCCCAGGCAGAGGCCGUCCUUCACCGAGGCCAGGAGCGAUCUGGCGCACGCCCUGCGCCAGUGGGAGAUCGAGCAGGAGAACUCCUCGGAGUACCUCGACGUGAGUGGCUUCAGCGAGGAUCUCGAGCACGGAAUGGUGUACUUCAAUAGGCGAAUAUCAGAGUUUGAGUGCGAUAUUUGACUAGAGUCGCCCUAAUGGCAAAUCUGGUGCUGCGCCAGUCUCAAAGUAUUAGAAAAAGAUUGCACGUGACUUUCUUAGACUUUGUUUUUGUGACAAUAACACUCCUUGUAAAUAGUAAUGACACAAAUUUUGCUAGCAGUUCAGAAUUCUUCCUGGACUCUAAUUAUCUAAGUAAAAUUAUUAUAUAUAUUUUCGAGUAUAAAUGGCGCUCAAGAUGGCAAGAAAAUCUCUUCGUUUUUUUUUUUCUUUUAGAAAUAUCUAGUCUGCUGAGGUGAAAAAUAUGGAAAGCAAUUUUAGAGUGAAUUGAUAAAUGAUUUCCCUGAAAAUCUUUACAAUGGAAGUAUAAUUUAAUGAAUUUUAAUACCUUCAUUAUUUAUUAAGUGAAUGAAUUUUACUUUAUCUGAAAUUGUUGACGUUAAUCGAAUAAA
This is a messenger RNA of Phlebotomus argentipes, 4421 nucleotides long. RefSeq lists its product as uncharacterized. Gene Ontology annotation, molecular function: ATP binding; transmembrane receptor protein tyrosine kinase activity. Lineage: Eukaryota; Metazoa; Arthropoda; Insecta; Diptera; Psychodidae. Gene Ontology annotation, cellular component: signaling receptor complex. The coding region runs from base 646 to 3993 and encodes 1115 amino acids. The record is from RefSeq and is a predicted model, not a curated record. Gene Ontology annotation, biological process: cell surface receptor protein tyrosine kinase signaling pathway; multicellular organism development; positive regulation of kinase activity. The transcript is spliced from 6 exons.